UGUUGCAGCAGCUGCGUGACGGCUAUCUGCCAUUCCACGAGUUUGCCGGUGAGAUUUUGUUCAAUGGGCGUUUAUAAUCUAUGUAAAUGAGUGUAACACUGCUGCUCAAACUGACCCUCUCGGAACCUGACAAAUACUUUCGUUUCCCAUGUUCUGGUAGCCGGCUAACGAAUGUCUUGGAUUAGCCCCGCGCGGAGGACAUGUACAGUUAACGUGCUGCUCCCGUCAAGGCCCCAUUAAACGUUAGCCUUCUAGUGAAAACGCGACGUGCAUCAACACCGGUGAAAUUUUCACAUACACAACAUGGCGGAUCCCGGAGAAGGAGGGGGCUCGGAGCAGGAUGAUAUCUCAUUUCUCCGGACGGAUGAUACAGUCUGUCUGAGCUGUGUGACAUCCUCGCGGGAAAGUAGUACAACAGAACGAGUAUGUCUGGCUGCAGAAGGAUUUGGGAACCGCACUUGUUUCCUGGAAAAUGUAUCAAACAAGGACACUCCACCAGAUAUAUCAGUAUGUGCAUUUGUACUGGAGCAGGCUCUUUCGGUCAGGGCUCUGCAGGAAAUGGUGGGAUCGUCAUCCCAGGAUUCCACAACAGCACAAUCCGGUCACAGAACACUCCUAUAUGGCCAUGCUGUGUUACUAAGGCAUCUCCAUAGCAACAUGUAUCUGUCCUGCCUGUCGACCAGCUCGUCAAAUGACAAACUAGCCUUCGACGUUGGUCUACAGGAAACUGCACAAGGUGAAUCCUGUUGGUGGACCAUCCAUCCAGCUUCUAAACAGAGGUCAGAGGGUGAAAAGGUCAGGGUAGGAGAUGACCUUAUCCUUGUCAGUGUAUCAUCAGAGAGGUAUUUGCACAUCUAUGGCGGCUCCAUGGUGAUAGCAUCUUUCCAGCAGACGUUAUGGACCGUGGUACCUAUGAGUUCCGGAGCAAUCAGUCAGAAAUCUCUAGGAAACACCUUUGGAGGAGACGUUAUACGACUCUUUCAUGGACAUAUGGAUGAAUGUUUAACUAUCCCGGAGGCAGGAAGUGAAAAUGAAUUUACAGCCGUCAUGUAUGAAACUGGUGCUGUGUGCAGCCAUGCAAGAUCACUUUGGAGGAUAGAACUUAUACGAACCAAGUGGGCUGGUGGAUUUAUGGGAUGGGGACAGCAGUGUAGACUUCGUCACGUAACAUCAGGCAGAUAUCUGGCGGUGACCGCAGACAACAACGUCGUCACCGUACACAGAGUCAAAGCGGACGAGAAGAGCAUCUCCUUUGUACUGAUGGCAUCAAAGGAUGAGAAGAAACAAGCAGAGGGUCGUGAGGAUGAAGGUAUGGGGAAGGCAGAUGUUAAGUACGGCGACUCUAUGGUGUUCAUUCAACACAGUGACUCCGGAAAGUGGCUCUCCUACCAGACAUUUGAAACCAAGAAACGAGGGCUCGGCAGGAUUGAGGAGAAAAAGGCUGUGAUGUUGGUUGAAGGUCACAUGGACGAUGGAUUUUCAUUGAGCCGCGCCCAAGAGGAGGAGUCCAGAUCAGCCAGAGUCAUCCGCAAGUGUCAAUCACUUUUCACAAAGUUCACCAAAGCGCUGGACUCCCUGAAGUCAGAAGGCAAGUCCAGUGUUACCUGGUCCCGAGUAAGCCUUUCCGAAGUACUCAAGUGCCUUGAAGAUCUUAUCGACUACUUUGCUCAGCCCGGGGAUGAAGAAGAACACGAAGAAAAACAAAACAAACUACGAGCUUUAAGAAACAGACAAGAUCUUUUCCAAGAGGAGGGUAUGAUAGCCCUGAUCUUGGAGACCAUAGACAAGUUCAGCCAGUACAAAAGUCGUCGCCAUUUCGCUCACUAUGCAGGGGAGGAUGCUUCCAACAAAUACGAGGAUAUCUCAAGUUACCUCUACUUACUACUGGCGGCCAUGAUUCGAGGUAACCGUGCUAACUGUGCCCAGUUUGCCCAGUCUUACCGCCUUGAUUGGCUGGUGGACAGGCUUGAGAGUCAGCAGUCCUCAAAAGGUGUGUUAGAGGUGCUACACUGUGUCCUCAUAGACAGCCCUGAGGCACUGAAUAUGAUCAAGGAGAAACACAUCAAUACAAUCAUAUCCCUCAUAGACCGCCAUGGCAGGGACCCAAAGGUGCUGGAUGUGCUUUGCUCGCUGUGUGUGGGUAAUGGAGUAGCAGUGAGAACCAACCAAAAUCUGAUCUGUGAUAACUUGUUACCUGGCUGUGACUUACUUCUACAAACCAAGCUCAUCAACCAUGUCAGCAGUAUGAAGCCCAAUGUGUAUGUUGGUAUCCUGAACGGCUCGUCCAUGUACAAGCGGUGGUACUUUGAGGUGAUGCUGGACCACCUGGAGGUUGUGUCACACCUUCCGCCUGUCCUCAGGGUGGGCUGGGCAAACACUUAUGGUUUUGUGCCCCACCCAGGGGGUGGUGAGAAAUGGGGAGCCAAUGGGGCAGGAGACAACCUGUAUUCUUAUGCUUUUGAUGGACAAAGUCUUUGGACAGGUGGUCGCCCAAAGCAGGUGAAGGGAGAAAGUCAAACAUUCAAACAAGGUGAUGUGGUCGGCUGCAGCCUUGACCUUGCUGUGCCUCAGAUCACUUUCUCCGUCAAUGGGAUUAGGGUGCCAGGCAUUUUCAAAGACUUCAACAUUAAUGGUCUCUUUUUUCCUGUCAUAUCCAUGUCUGCCAGCACAAGUUGUCGGUUCUUACUGGGUGGUGAGCAUGGACGCCUGAAGUAUGGUCCCCCCGACAACCACUCUCCAGUGGUGGAGUGUCUCCUCCCCAAAGAAAAGGUCAAGGUUGAGCCAUGCUUCAUGUUUGGAGAUGUCAGUCGCAACAUCAUCUGUGGUCCAACAGAGAUAUGUGAAUACACACCAUUUGUGCCAAACCCUGUGGAUACUGCCAAUAUCCAGCUGCCAGUUUACAUAGAAAAUGUGAGGGACAAGCUGGCAGAGAACUUACACGAAAUUUGGGCCAUGAACAAGAUAGAACAGGGAUGGUCCUAUGGGGAGGUGAGAGAUGAUCAGAAGAAGAUGAAUCCGUCCUUAACAAACUUUGAGAGACUUCCAAUGUCAGAGAAGAAAUAUGUAAUCACUGUGGCAUUCGAAACUCUGCGCACACUAUUGGCCCUAGGCUACCACAUCAGUAUGGACCUGAAGAAGGAACAGAACAACAGGAUGAAGACAGUCAAACUACCAAACAACUUCCUACAAUCAAACGGCUACAAGCCAACCCCCCUUGAUCUGGCUGCUGUAGACAUGGACCCUACAAUGGAGAACCUGGUUGACAUGUUGGCUGAGAACACGCACAAUGUCUGGGCCAAGGACAGGAUCAAACAUGGCUGGACCUUUGGCUGGCAAGAGGAUCCACACACUAAGAGGAACCCACAUCUGGUGCCCUACAGCAAAGUGGAUGACAACAUCAAAAAGGCAAACAGGGAGACAGCCAAUCAGACGGUGCGUACGUUGCUGGCCUAUAUGUACAGUUUAGAGCCGCCGACCAGCGAGACAGGAGAGACUGGUAUGACAGCUCUUAGCCAGGACACUCCCAGCAAGCUGACCACAAGGACAUAUCGUGGGGAGCUGACUUACACUGUCAUAUCAGGCAAAUGGUACUAUGAGUUUGAAGUGAUAACCCCGGGCUUUAUGAAGUGUGGAUGGGCCAAAGCUUCAUCCGACCCCAGCACAGAAAUCGGAGUAGAUUGCAUGUCAUAUGCAUUUGAUGGAUUUUCUGGCUAUAAAUGGUACCAGGGAGCAGAGCAGUACGGCAAGAACUGGGCACACGGUGAUGUGAUUGGCUGUAUGUUGGACCUACAGGAUAAGACCAUCACAUUCUCUCUGAACGGAGAAUUGAUGAUGGAUUCUCUGGGUCAGGAGAUCGCCUUUAGAGGUAUUGAUUGUGACGAGGGAUACAUCCCUGCUUUCACACUAGGCUGUCAUCAAAAGGCUAAACUCAACUUUGGACAGGAUGUCAACACGUUGAAGUACUUCACCUGCUGUGGUCUACAGGAGGGCUAUGAGCCAUUCUGUGUGAACAUGACAAGAAGAAUGACUCUUUGGUAUGGAAAAGAACAGCCUCUGUUUGAGGCUGUCACUCCCUCUCAUCCAAGUGUACAGGUCCAGCGAAUUCCAGGCGGAGCCAACGUCACACCAUGUCUGAAGGUGAUGUCUAAGACGUUUGGUGGUUUGGAGAAGGUACACCUGGAGUAUCUACGGCUUAGUUUGCCUGUUAAAUGUCAUGACCAGUUUGUCCCGAGGGACCGUUCCAGUGGCUACCCGACCUCCUACGAGAGGAGGAUGAACCUGGAGAACAUCCGCCACCAUGAGAUGGACAUCGAGGAGGAACAUCACCACGACUACUACCCAGGCGAGGAGUCAAGUGAUGCUAACAUCAGCGAGGGCUCCCUGGAACGACGCAGCAGGCUUAUAGCAGAGGGUAAGCAGAGGGUUGGGGAUAUUAGUCCCACCAGCAGUGGCGGGAUGGACCUCCCGGGGUCAGCAAUGGUCAACGGCAAUGCUGGGGAUACCACACCUAUGGAGGAGAAAUCCCUCAGUCAAACUGGGGACUCUAAGUCACUGACUACAACCUCUCCUUUACAGAGAGGAUAUGAUGACGACAUGCGCACAGGUAACCGUCGCAAAAACUUCGCCAAACCAGACGGUCGAGGGCGCUCAUUGGACGAAGCUCAUCCUGAUGAUAGGGCCUCCACUGGACUCAAAACAGCCAUCAGUGAGUCACAACUUAAUGGUGACCAGAGUGGUGGUCUGCUAGUCCCAGAUGAAAAGAAGUCAUCAUCCAAAUUGUCUCUGCUUGGUGACAAGCUCAUAGACACUGCCAAACAGCUUAGUGAAAAGAAAGCCAAAAAAUCUAAGUCACCAUUUGGAGCGUUCUUAAAGAAAGCUCGUGAUAUUUCCCCACAGGGCUCCAAACGUACACGUAGUGUGGAGUACGGCAGCCUUGACAGGAAACAGAUGCCUGGAUAUCAAAUGCAGAAGGAUAAGAAACCAAGUCCUCAGCCGCGAACACAAACCCUGCCACCAUCGAAGACAAUAGACUCCAUGACAACAGAUGGGGAAACGCCCACAUCUCAGGGACCAGUCAUCAACAUUGAGGCACCCAGAGGGAUCAUUCCUUACGAGUUCCAAGACGCCUUGGGCAAACGACACAUGUUUGGACGUGACUUUACAGGAAGUGAGGGCUCUGACCCAGAUAACUCGGAAGGUGACCUUCAGGAACUGAUGGCUAUUGCUGACUCCAUUGAUGAGUACAACUUCUCUGUGAGGAUAUUCCCUGGCCAGGAUCCUGCCCAGGUGUUUGUUGGAUGGGUUACUCCUGGCUUUCACUUCAAUGAGAAAAACUUUGAGAUGAAGAAGACCCGCCAUGUUGUCCUGUCUGUCCUUGAUAACAACUAUGCCAUUAAACAGAGUGUGAGCCGAAAAAAUACGUACAUGGUAUCUGCUGGUGACCUCCAGCAGAGAUAUGGAGGGACCAAUCAGGAGAUGUCUUCUAAACGAUCCUCCCCGGGCCUUGUUAUCGGCUGCUACAUCGACAUAUCGACUGGUGUCCUUAGCUUCUCCGUCAACGGAAAAGAGGUGGCCAACAAAUACCAGGUGGAGCCUGGCACCAAGCUGUUCCCAGCUGUGAUCUGUGAGCCCACCAUCAAGGAGAUGCUCCAGUUUGAGCUUGGGCACACAAAACAAACCCUGCCCCUAUCAGCAGCUGUGUUCCGUGGCAGUAAACAAGUGGUGCCGGCCUGCCCGUCACGCCUUGACAUCCAGGUACUGCGACCCAGCAGCUGGGCACGCGUCCCUCAGGCAUUGCUCGACGUCCACACGCUACGGAUGUCCACUCGUGGCUACAGCAUGCUGUGUAGUAACCCAGAGAGCAUGAUGUCUCUGUAUGUACCUGAGGAGGACCGCAGUCUGGACAUACUGGAACUGAUAGAGCACAAGACUCUGCUCGAUUUUCAUGCCAAAACACUGGAUCUGUACAACAGUGUGUGUUCCCAUGGUAACCACAGGGUAGCCAAUGUCCUCCAGCAACACAUCAACGAAAAACAGUUAAUGUACUGUAUACAGAGUGAGAGCUUAUCCGGUCCCCUAAGGAAUGGCUACCAUAACUUGCUAAUCGCCAUGCACUUGGAAUCACACGCUCAGGCAAGACUGAGGACGACCAAUGAGUUCAUCAUCCCACUGUCCCCACAAAGUCCAAAGUUGACUCUGUACCGAGCUGUCAGUACAGAUACGCAGUUACACCAGACCAAACAUACCAUCCCAAAUAUGGAUAACAGCAGGUCCAUCAGACCUCAACUGGCCAUUUCGGAAAAGGACAUUGAAGCAAGAACGAAGGGUGGAGGCAAGGAUUGCACCGCACCUUUCUUCCCCAUGGAGAAACUGAAGUUCUUUGUGAUGAAAGCAGUCAAGGAAGCUGUACAAAAUGGUGGUGCUCAUGUCAGGGAUCCUAUUGGUGGCAGUAAUGCCAAUCUCUUUGUUCCACUGCUGAAGGUCAUUGACCGUCUGCUUGUAAUGGGUUCCCUCAAGGAUGACGAUCUCCUGGAGCUCCUACAGCUGGUCAAUCCAAUAGCCUUCCCAGAUAUCCAUCCUGAAACUCCAGGAUUACUUGAAAUGAAACUGGACGAGCCUGUGAAAUUAGAGAUGUGUAGGAUCCUCCAGCACCUGUGUAACCUUCAGCUGAGACACAGAGUGGAGUCCAUCAUCUCCUUCUCAGACCAGUUUGUAGGGGACUGUCAAAACGAUCAGCUGAGGCGAUACCAGGAAAUCAAACAGUCCAAUCUGUCAUCUGCUGUAACAGCCAGGAUCACCAAAGAGUUCCGAUGUCCACCUCAUGAACAGAUGAGGAACUUGCUGGCCUUCAAGACUGAGGAAGAUGCUGACCCUAACAUGCCUUGUCCGUGCCGAGAAGACCUGAAGGACAGACUGGUGACUUUCCAUGAAAACCUGCUCAAUCACUGCGCCAUGCCUACCAAGCCAGAGGACAAUGAGGGUGGGGAGAUGUCACCAGAGGAACAGGUGGCACAACCAUCUUCUACUGUGGGAGAGAAACUCCUUAAGUUGGUAUGGAAGUCAAAGGAGGAGGAGCAGAAGCCAGAAGUAUCCCAGCCGACGGAUGGUAAGAUAGACAGUCUUCAGAAGUUGAUACAGACUACCAUGAUCUCGUGGGCGGAGGAAUCGUUCAUGACAAACCAGGACCUGGUCAGAGAAAUGUUCGGUCUACUACAUCGCCAGUAUGAUGGUAUUGGAGAGUUGAGGACAGCCAUGGAGAAAGCGUAUGUAAUCAGCAGUGGGAGUAAGGACGACAUCGACCAGUUACUGCACUCCCUGGGAAACAUCCGUGCCCUUCUUUUGGUGCAGGCUGGCCCUGACGAGGAAGAGCUUAUGAAGAACAGCCUUAAGGACCUGAUGGACAACAAAGUGUUUUUCCAGCACCCUGAUCUGAUGCGAGCCCUCUGUGUCCACGAGACAGUUAUGCAGUUGAUGGUGAACACGCUCAACAAGGCCCAACAGCAGCAGCAGUCUGCCACUAGUGGUGUGGCAGAACUGACCACAACCCAGGGGCGCCGGUCAUCCUUCAUUCCAGCAGGCACUAUGGACAGUCUGGCUGAACAUACAAAGGAUGCCGCAGCUGAGAUGGUGGUGAUGUGUUGUCGAUUCCUCUGCUAUUUCUGCCGUACCAGUCGCCAAAACCAACGUGCCAUGUUUGAACAUCUCAGUUACCUGUUAGAAAACAGUAGCAUGCUAUUAGCUCGCCCCUCACUUAGGGGGUCCUGUCCCCUGGAUGUAGCCUACUCGUCUCUAAUGGACAACAAUGAGCUGUCACUGGCCCUGAGGGAGGCCCAUCUGGAGAAGGUGGCUGUCUACCUAUCACGCUGUGGGCUACAGUCCAACGCGGAACUCCUGGAAAAGAACUAUCCUGACAUUGGCUGGGACCCAGUGGAGGGAGAACGUUUCAUUGAUUUCCUCCGAUUCUGUGUCUGGGUCAAUGGUGAGAGUGUUGAGGAGAACUCUAAUCUAGUUGUCCGCUUGUUGAUCCGUCGUCCUGAAUGUCUUGGCCCGGCCCUGAAGGGCGAGGGAGGUGGCCUUCUCAAGGCCAUGAAAGAUGGCAUCAGGAUGUCUGAGCAAAUCGCAGCUGCUCGCGAUGGAUUGUCCGCUGGGUUCCUGUCUGCCAUGAAUGAAGACGAUGACUCUGGUGGAAGAUAUCUAUUCCAAACGAAGUACAACUUUAACCAGCUGCCACCCGAGGAUGACGAGGACUAUGUCGACAUGGGAGGAGCCAUUCUAAACUUCUAUGCAGGACUUGUGGACCUAUUAGGUCGCUGUGCCCCAGAUGCAGAGACAAUCAAAUCAGGUCGCAGUGACUCCAUCCGAGCAAGAGCCAUCCUUCGCAGUUUGGUGUCCAUGCAGGACCUGGAGGGCGUUCUGGGACUUAAGUUCAUCCUGCCAGUCAACCAGGCUGCAGCUCCAGGGGAUGACAGUGAGAGCCAGGGUGCUGGGGCCACAGCCAUGGACCUACCACCAGGCCUGUCACCGGCACACAAGGCCUCAGUCAUGUUGUUCCUAGAGAGGGUCUAUGGUAUAGAGGAUCAAGCCACAUUCUUCAGGAUCCUGGAAGAUGGAAUCCUUCCUGAUCUGCGUGCCGCUACAACGCUGGAUACUGCUACUGGAUCAGACAGCGACACGGCACUGGCCCUCAACCGCUACAUUGGCAGCUCCAUCCUGCCACUCCUAACCAACUACAGCCACUUCUUCGGUGAUGCAGACCACGCCUCCACUCUACUGGACUCCACGCUAAACACAGUGUACCGUCUAUCCAAGUGUCGCUCACUAACCAAGGGCCAGAUGGAGGCAGUGUCCGACUUCCUCGUUGCAUUCACCAACCAACUUCGUCCCCCAACAAUGACAAGACUGCUGAGAAAGUUGGCAUGUGAUGUACCAGCACUGUCUGAAAACACAGUGGUUCCCCUGAGGGUGCUGACUUCCUACUAUGAGAGAUGUGGCCGCUACUACAGUUUCGGUGGCUGGGGAUCUUACGGAUCAGCUACAGAGGAGGAGAAGAGACUCACCAUGAUGCUUUUCAAUGGAAUUUUUGAUGCUUUGGGUCACAAAGCCUAUGAUCCAGAAUUGUUUUCGAAAGCUCUACCUUGCUUGUCUGCCAUUGGUUGUGCUCUGUCUCCUGAUUACUCACUCACAAAACAGGACGACAGCUGGCUGCGACAGGCAAACAUGGAUGCUGAAGGCACAUACAACCCAACCCCUAUCAAUACGUACAGGAUUCAUCUUACGCAGUCGUUGGAUUCAGCCAUCACUAAAUUUGCAGAGCACUUCCAUGACAACUGGGCUUUGAAGAAGAUCGACUGUGGAUGGUUGUUUGGUACGAAUUACGAUGACGACAGAAAGACACACUAUAUGCUGAAACCUUACCACCUGUUGAACGAAACUGAAAAAAUGAGAUAUGAGGAACCAGUGAGGGAGGGUGUGAAAGCCAUGCUGGCCUGGGGCUGGACCCUCAAUCAGGACCAGAGCAGGCUGGCUGCCAACAGGGAGAGCAUGAAGCGCCGCAUGUCAAAGGACGGGCAUGACCAUGGUUACAGCCCACGACCUUAUGACCUCAGAAACAUGACUAUCACGAGGGAAAUGCAGACACUUGCUGAGAGAUUGGCAGAAAACUCACAUGAUAUGUGGGCUAAGAAGAAGAAAGAGGAGUUAGAGGAAAUGGGUGGAGGAGUCCACCCCCAGCUGGUGCCCUACGACACCCUCACAGACAAAGAGAAGAAGAAGGACCGCGACCACUCCCAUGAACUCCUCAAGUUCCUGCAGUUCCUUGGCUUCAGGGUACACAGUGAGAAUGUUGACGGAUGGAAGGAAGGUGUUAGUGACACAGCAACAACGAUGCCAAGCCAGAAAAAAUCAUCUUCCAGGCCGAGCAAGGAUUCAGAAGCGGAGAGUGGGGUUGGUGUUUCAGCAACAGAAAAGCGAUUUGCUUACAGCCUGCUGGAGAAACUACUUCAGUACUUUGAUGAUGCAGCCAUCCACAUGACUCAGAACCGACCGAGCAGUCGCUUCUCCCGUCGUGAGAGUUACAGCAUGGCCACUGAGGAUGUCAAGUUCUUCGGAAAGGUGGUGCUGCCUUUUGUGGAAAAGUACUUUGCUGCCCACCGUGAGUACUUCGUGGGCAAGCCCAACUCGCCUACCAGCAGUGCUUUAGCCUCGAUUAAGGAGAAAGAGAUGACUGCUAGCCUUUUCUGUAAGUUAGCCCAGACACUGAGAACUAGAAUCCAGGCGUUUGGACAUGAUGUGAACAUCUCUGUGCGUUGCCUACAGGUUCUCAUCCAGGCCGUGGAUGCCAGAUCUGUUAUGAAGAACAGUCCUGAAAUGGUGCGCUCUUCACUGCUGCCAUUUUUCAACAACACAGCAGAUGACCUUGCUCAAGUGGUAGAAAAUCUCAAGCGAGGCCGUUUCAGCCAUAUCAAGGGCACCAUCUUAAAGGGUGCUACCAGCCUUGACUUCGUCCACAUGGUGGUCCUCCCUGUCCUGUCUUCCCUGUUUGACCACCUGGGGCGUAGUCACUCCGGUGCUGAUGUCAUUGUGGGAGAUAUCCAGCUGUGCUGCUACAGGAUUCUCAACUCUCUGUACUCCCUGGGAACCAGCAGCUCGGAGAUCGUCCAGAGGGAAUCAAUCUUAUCGGAGUUGUCCAGACACCGGCCGGCCCUUGGAGAGUGCCUAGGAUCCUUUGCUUGCUGCUUCCCUGUAGCAUUCCUUGAACCUGACCUCAACAAAUACAACAGGAACUCCAUACUCUAUGGACUGGAGGGCAAGAUAUCUGAACACUCACUCGAGGCACAAGGCACAAGUUACUUACCUUUCUGGCUGGUUGAAAGGCAAAAAUCCAUCGAUUCAUUGACUCAGGUAACCACGGUAACUGGAGAGUUGAUGAACACUGUCCUUGAUAACGUGCUCAAACUCAUCAGGAAUAACGUGGGCAGUGUGGAUGCUCCCUGGAUGAACCGUAUAGCAACCCGCACACAGCCAAUCAUUGUCAACUCGACUCCUGACAUGAUCAAGGAGCACUUCCUGCCAAUCGCAAUGAAGCUAAGGGAAGGUAAUGCUGGUGUUGAGCUGCUCGAGAAGCGCCUGUUGGCAAACAAACACAGCACAGUUGACGUAGCUGACCUUGAACAGGAAACACAGGAGGCUUUUGGGAUCCUUGUGAGAGACAUCUAUGCAUUCUACCCACUGCUGAUUAAGUAUGUGGACCUACACAGGUCACAGUGGCUGAAGAAUCCGUCCUCAGAGGCUGAGGAACUCUUCACUUGUGUCGCCAACAUGUUUGGUCUCUGGUCGAGGUCUAUUUUGUUCAAGCGUGAGGAGCAGAACUUUGUGAUGGCCAACGAAAUAGACAACAUGGCCUUAAUCAUGCCUAGUCAGACCAAAACAGUGACAUCUAAUAACCCUGAUACAGCGACUAACAAUAAACGUCCGGGUCGUAAACGUGAGAAAAAGAGAAUGGAGCUUCACAACAGUCUGAAUGUCGCAUGUCUUAAGAGACUCCUGCCCAUUGGUCUAAGUUUCUUUAGUGGGCGGGAACAAGAGUUACUGCAGCAUGCCAAACAGAAGCUGAUUGAGGACUCCGAUCGCGAGGAAAUCAUAUCAGGGAAGGAUACAGAGUCUGAUAUUGAAGAAUACUUGAUCGCAAGUCUAGCAGCUGAGGAAGGCCCAACGGAUGACAAAGUAAAAUGGCAGAAAGUGCUGUAUCGCAAGAUUGGUGGCAACCAGGGAGGGGAGAUAAACCAGCAACAGGCCAUCGACAGGAUCCUCUCAAUGGCCAAGGUCAUGCAUGGCCUCCACAUGUUUGAAAUAAAUGAGAAGGUGGAUGGGAGGUAUGGCGGAAUGCUCUCCGUUGAGCAUCCUUCUCCAUCUCACAAAAAUGCAUGGAAGAAGGUGAUCUCUAGUCAGAGGAAGAGAGCUGUUAUGGCCUGUUUCAGGAUGAUUCCUCUACACAACCUGCCAAGGCACAGAGCCAUCAACUUGUUCAUGAAGUCCUUCAAGAAGCAAUGGUUGGACAUGGAAGAGAGUGAGAAGAAGGUUCUCAUAGAGGAUCUCACGAAGGCUCUCCAGCAUGGAGAGGAUGCUGAGAAGAAGGAGGCUGAUGAGGAGGAGAAACCUGAUUCUCUAAAGCAGCUGAUGACCUGUCUGAGUCGGGCAGCAACCAAGGAACAACAAGGAAGUCUUCCAGAGGAUGAACUCUACAUGGCGUACUCAAAGAUCAUGGCUCAGAGCUGCCACUGUGAGGAUGAAGAUGAAGAUGAUGAUGGAGGUGAUGCUGAGGGUCCAGGAUCGUCAUUCCAGGAACAGGAAAUGGAAAAGCAGCAGCUGCUGUUUGAGCAGUCACGGUUGGCUGACCGCGGGUCAGCAGAAAUGAUGCUCCUCUACAUCAGUGCUAGUCGGGGUGUGUUCAGUCCGAUGGUGGUAGACACGAUAGAGCUGGGCAUCUCUCUACUGGGGGGAGGUAACGUCGAAGUACAGAAGAAAAUGUUGAAUCACCUGAAGGAUAAGAAGGAUGUGGGAUUUUUCACCUCCAUAUCUGGUCUGAUGCAGCAGUGUGGUGUCCUUAACCUUGAUGCCUUUGAGAGGACCAACAAAGCUGAAGGUCUGGGUGUGGGCUCUGAUGCUGGAGCAGGCGAGAAAAAUCUCCACGAUGCUGAGAUAACAAUCAAACUUUUCCGCUUCCUCCAACUGCUGUGUGAAGGCCACAAUCUUGAGUUCCAGAAUUACCUGCGAACACAGGCCGGUAACAACACCACAGUCAAUGUGGUCAUCUGUACAGUAGACUACCUUCUGCGUCUCCAGGAGUCGAUCAUGGAUUUCUACUGGCACUACUCAGGCAAGGACCUCAUCGACCAGGCCGGAAAGGAAAACUUUGUACGGGCCAUCAAGGUCGCCAAACAAAUGUUCAGGUCCCUCACAGAGUACAUACAGGGCCCGUGUUCCCAGAACCAGCUGGCCCUGGCUCACAGUCGACUGUGGGAUGCUGUCGGAGGGUUCCUCUACAUCUUUGCACACAUGCAGGACAAACUAUCAAAGGAUCCAUCUCAACUAGAACUGCUGAGGGAGUUCAUGAGGCUCCAGAAAGACAUGAUGAUCAUGCUGCUGUCCAUGUUAGAAGGUAAUGUGAUGAACGGUGCGAUUGGUAAACAAAUGGUGGACACAUUGGUGGAGUCGUCAGGAAAUGUAGAGAUGAUUCUGAAGUUCUUUGACAUUUUCUUGAAGAUGAAAGACCUGACGUCUUCCGAAGCUUUUCUGGAGUUUGACACCAACAAGGACGGGUAUAUAUCUGCUAAAGAGUUCAGGAAGGCUAUGGAAGCGCAGAAAAUGUACACACGAGAGGAGAUUGAGUACAUCAUGAUGUGUGUGGACGCCAACCAAGAUGGUAAAGUAGAUUUUAACGAGUUUACGGAUCGCUUCCACAAUCCUGCUAAGGACAUUGGCUUCACCAUGGCGGUGUUGCUCACCAACCUGUCGGAGCACAUGCCAAACGACCCACGGCUGGAGCGAUUCCUGGAGAAGGCCCGCAGUGUGCUUGACUACUUUGAGCCAUUCCUUGGUAGGAUUGAGAUCAUGGGCAGUGCCAACAGGAUUGAACGUGUGUACUUUGAGAUCACACAGUCACAUAUUGACCAGUGGGAGAAACCUCAGAUUAAGGAGUCCAAGCGCUCCUUCCUCCACAGUGUGGUCAAUGAUGGCGGUGACAAGGAAAAGCUGGAGAGCUUCGUGAACUUCUGUGAGGAUACCAUCUUUGAGAUGCAACAUGCCACAAGCAUUAGUGCAGAAGAACAAAGGAUUGCCUCCCUUAGAAGUGGUGUAGGGUCUGAGGGAGGAGGUGGAGGGAUGUUGGAGCCAUUGAAGAUUGGCUACCGAUGCCUGAUGGACGGCCUGUUUGCUUUGCUGUCUUUCUUCACCUGGACAAACCUCAAGUCCGGUUACAGGGUGUACAGGACUAUGUCCUACUGGCAACUCUUCAAGGCUUUCAUCAAACUCAACUUCAAAAUCGUCUUCACUCUCCUUACAUUCCUCUUCCAUGUGUUUUGGACAUUACUAAAGUUUGUAGCGAACAUGAUGAUGGGCGAGAAGACCACAGAACCUACAGCGCCCAAGGGUCCUAAGAUAUUGGCUCUACCUGCCCCUGAGCCUAAGGAACCGCCCAAAGCACCCAUCGUACCACCGGUGGAGAUAGAAACAGCUGAACCGGUCAGAGCUUUUGGUAUGCCAGUCAAUAAGGAAGAUGGGGAAUCAACAGUUGAGCGAGACUCUGACAAUGUCACCACUCAGCCUAGUGUGGAUGCCACAGUAGAGGGAUCAGGGACUGGAACACCACAUGUGGAUCCAGUCACCACAUCAAAGGACACACAGGACACAGAACAAUCCUUCCUCUCUGCAGAGGUGGCCAAGGCUGCCUAUGGUGGUUCAACUCCCCAACCAGCUGAUGAAGAGGAUGUUCCUUAUGAAACCAAAGGAUUUGAUUACGGGAAAUAUGUGCUGUUCAUUAUGAGCUUGUUUGCCAGGAACUUCUACAACUUCAAGUACAUCGCCCUGGCUCUGGCAUUCGGUAUCAACGUCAUGCUGCUGUCCUACAAGGUACAAAGACUACCUCAUGAGGAGACCGGUGACUUGGAUGAAGCCUUGAAUGGAACAGAACCUGAGGACGAUGGUGAUGAGUAUAUAUCCAUGAAAGGGGAGGUAAACUGGAGGGAACCUCUGAUGUUUGGUGUGGCCUUGUUCCACACGCUUACAUCCUUCUCCAUGCUCAUAGCCUACUACUGUCUCAAAGUGCCACUAGUCAUCUUCAAGCGUGAGAAGGAUAUCGCCAGGAAUCUGGAGUUCGAGGGGAUGUGGAUUGCCGAGCAGCCAGGUGAUGACGACAUCAAGGGACAUUGGGACAAACUAGUUCUCAGCACUGCCUCCUUCCCUGAGAGUUACUGGGACAAGUUUGUCAAGAAGAAGGUGCGGGCCCGUUAUGCUGACCAGUACGAUUAUGAGGCAAUUAGUAAUCUCUUGGGAAUGGAUAAGGGUGACUCAAUCAAAAUUGGAGAACAACGAAGCUCAAGUAUACUCCCAGCUUUCCUACGCAGUCUUGACUGGCAGUACCAGAUUUGGAAGUGGGGUGUCAUUUUCACUGACAAUUCUUUCCUGUACCUGAUGUGGUACUUCAUCUUCUCCGUCCUCGGCAACUUCAACAAUUUCUUCUUCGCUGCUCACUUGUUGGAUGUUGCCAUUGGUUUUAAAACAUUGAGAACCAUCUUGCAAUCUGUCACACACAAUGGAAAACAGCUCGUGUUGACGGUAAUGUUGACAAGCGUGAUUGUGUACAUCUACACUGUGAUAGCCUUCAACUUCUUCCGUAAAUUCUACGUGAAGGAGGAGGACGGCACUAUAGACUACAAGUGUCAUGACAUGGCCACCGUGAGUGACGAGAUUGAGCCAGCUGACGGAGAUGCCUAUGAAGUGUACAGGAUCCUGUUCGAUAUCACUUUCUUCUUCUUUGUCAUUGUCAUCCUGCUGGCCAUCAUCCAAGGUUUGAUCAUUGAUGCCUUUGGUGAGCUCAGGGACCAGCUAGAACAGGUCAAAGAAGACAUGGAGUCAAAAUGCUUCAUCUGUGGUAUCGGAAAAGAAUACUUUGAUAAAAUACCACAUGGGUUCGAGACCCAUGUCAAGAAUGAACACAAUUUCGCAAAUUACAUGUUCUUCUUGAUGCAUUUAAUCAAUAAGCCUGAUACGGAAUACACAGGACAGGAGUCUUAUGUAUGGGAGCUGUAUCAGCAAAGGUGCUGGGAUUUCUUCCCUGUGGGUGACUGCUUCAGAAAGCAGUACGAGGACGAAGCUUCAACCUAACGUAACCAAACAGAGACUGAUAACAGUCAUGGUAACUAAAAUUCCAAAGAGAGGCUGACAAUCCUGAUCAUUAAGGUCCUCAGUUUCAGUCCUUUUGUCCCAAGCUGAAUCAAUCUGCUCAAAUAUUGGGGAAUAAUCCAACCAAAUGCUCUUCCCCAAGAACAGAGAUGCAAACAUUAUUCCCCAGUGGAGCUAUUUGUUGACCUUUCUUUAGGUCACUAGCAUCAGAGCAAAGCUUUCUCUCCAUUGGCACGGUAACUAGCCUCAGAGUGAGGCUCAGUUGACAUGGCGCCCCUUCACAGACCUUACCUACACCUGAUGUGUACCUUCGUAGGAUGCCAAGCCAACAUGUGAUAUCUCAGAUGUAUCUUCACGAUGAAAACAUCACCAACAUGGCCCUGUGUUCCCUCAAUCGACUAAUUCAAAAAUUUGGAUUGAUCCAAAUGACCCAUGGGGGUUGAAGGUCAACUGAAAAUUGGUACUUAACUGCUGGUCUGGUUUCUAUUGACAAUCUAUAUUAACUGUAUGAAAGUUUAUUAGUUUAAAAGCAAGUUGCUUUUGUUAUAUACAGAAAAUCAGUAUUAUGAAAACAACCUCGCACUCAUCUGGUGAUUGAUAAAAUGUGUUGCACAUUUGAAAGGUUGUUUGGACAAAAACGACAGAUGAGUUUUACAGAAGGAACUAUCGUGAUAAACAUUAACCGUUGUGAAUUCUGAGACAAGAGAAUCCUGAUUGAAGUGAAAAUGGGAAAGUGUGCAAUGUUGGUUUUUUUUAUGUAAGUUAUAUACGUAAGUUUUAAGUUAAAUUUGACAAAAAAUGAUCAAGUUUUCUUACUUGAGUCCUAUUGUUUAUUAGUCUGAGCUGUGCAGCUCACCAGUUGAUCCCGAUAUGUAGGUUUUGAGUGUUCUUAUAGUGUAACACGUGGUUAAAUGGACAUUUAUUUAUAUGAUUGUAUAUUGUUUCUGACUAAUUCCUCAUUUUGUGAAAUAUGAUUAUUUCUAUUCUUUGAAAAUUUCGGGUUUUGUGUUAUACUUGUUAUUUAUUUGGUGCCCUUUGUAAAACUGUAUGUUUUAAGAUCAGCUUUUAAAUUACCAGUUGUGGUAUUAUGGAAAGUUUUUAAGAUAUGGUCUUUUUUUUUCGAUUUAUGAAAUAUUACAUCAGUUUGAUUUUUUACAAGUCCUAUAUAGGAUUUUCCUAGCUGAAGGUAUAACUUAUAAUACUUUGUUAAUUUUAUUGAUGAUGAGAAAGAUGUACAGUAGAUCAAAAAGGUGUGUCCCUCUAUUUACGUGUCUGACAAAUGUUAUAUAUUUUCUUGAUAGAUUGGUAUAUGUAUUUAAAACAGGUCUUUGUUUACUUGAAAGUAAGCUUGUUAAUUUAUUUGAUUGUGCAAUAGAAUAUAUAUAGCAAACUUUAAAAUGUGCAUUUUGAAGCGACGAAGUGAUUUAGUCUUCCAUAUUUCAUCCCCAUGUUUUCUGGGUUUUCGGAUCAUUAACAUAUCAUAUAUAGAGAAUUAAACCCCAAAUAUAGUGUACAUACACCUGUAUAUACUGUUAUGUGUACAGAGAUGGCCACAGUGUUACUGCCUACCCGUCAGCCUGUUUUGUGUGUUGGCCUCAUUUAUCAUUUUACCAAUGCAUUUACUACGGGAUGUUUGAUCUAUAAUGACUAUUAACCUACACAAUUUCAAUAUUAUCUGCAUUUUUCGAUAUUUUGUUUCACUAGUAAAUUUAAUGAUGCUGUUACCACCUCGUUGCUACUGAUUUAACACAUGGCAAUGGCUUCCCAAUUGAAUAAAAACAUUUUUAUAUAAAACUUGAAAA
Molecule: messenger RNA, 17699 nt
Organism: Mizuhopecten yessoensis (Yesso scallop)
Lineage: Eukaryota; Metazoa; Mollusca; Bivalvia; Pectinida; Pectinidae
Product: ryanodine receptor 2-like
Exons: 117
Coding region: 304-15879 (5191 amino acids)
Biological process (GO): calcium ion transmembrane transport; intracellular calcium ion homeostasis
Cellular component (GO): sarcoplasmic reticulum membrane; calcium channel complex; Z disc
Molecular function (GO): ryanodine-sensitive calcium-release channel activity; protein binding; calcium ion binding
Source: RefSeq, a predicted model, not a curated record